GCAUCUGCAAUGAGGACAUGAGACCGUAUCACUCAUGGGUCCUCUGCACAUCAUUCUGCCUUUUUUCUGGGGUAACUUGUUCAAAGUUGGUCAGACUAACUUUUUAAUUUCCUUUUAAAUUUGUGAAAGAAAUAAUUUUUACAAUGCAUCUGUUUUACAGGAGCAGUUUCCUGCAGUUUUGACUGGACUUCUGCAUCAGUGACUGAGGUGACAGUCAGACAUGGAGACAACAUCACUCUCUACUGUGACUGCAGAAUGGCAAAAAAAGGACUGACUGUGUGGUUCAGAAAUUGUUCCCACGAGAACCAACCUGUUUUUGUUCUUAAGAUAAAGGGAGAUCUCUGGAAAUUCUUAGAGAAAUCUCGGUUUAGAUUGACAAAGAACGAUUCCUCUGAUUCUCACGACCUGAUGAUCAUCAAUGUCACCUAUUCUGAUGAAGGUUUCUACUACUGUGCCACUGAAGGAAAGAAGGUGGAAGACAAAGAUAAAAUUAAUGGGAAGAGUUGGUAUAAUUACAGCAAGGUCAUCAGAAAAGUCUCCAUCUCUUCCAAUAGGCCUCAUAACUGCACUAACGACAGUCAUCAGAAUGUUGAUGUUUGCUGGAAUCUGCUCUUCUCUGUGUGUUCGGUUGUUUCUGUUCUCUCCGCUCUCCUCUCAGUUCUGGUUUACAGAAUUUGUCAGAAAACAGUUACAUCUUCUCAAAAUUCUGGAACGAAACAAAACACAAGAAAUCUGACAAGACAAACUCAACAGGAUGAGGAUGUGUGCUAUGCUGCCCUGGAAAUCCAACAUUCAUCACUAAAACCACAGAGGAAGAGGACAACUCAGGCUUCAGACUUUAGCACAUAUUCUGCUGUCAAUAAAUCUCAGCUGUAGAAGAUUUUCAACAUACGACUCCGGUGUUUUCUUCAAGAAAACAUCAAAUGCAUUUUUUUUACUUUAAAUUUUAAAAUAACCCUGCAUUUUAAGGUUUCUAAGAGAAUCAAUAGCACGGAAACAGCCUUAACCACCUUAAGAUCUUAAAAAAAAGAAACACACACAGGAAACCCACAAUGAUGCGCAGCACUCACUACACUGCCUUUGUAGCUUAACACACACUGAUGAACUGAAAACUCAGUACACAGAAUAGUUCACAGUUUCUUGGUAUUGUGCAUCAACUAAAUAGCUACAUAAAUAUUCUGAUUAAAUUUACAAUAUUAAUACAUUUAAAUUGUUAUCACGGGUGGUGAUUUGUAAGUAUUAGUGAAAAAGAGCUUGGUUCAAAUCUCUGCUGGGUCCUUUUUGUGAAAUAUUUUUUUUCCAGAGAAUUUUUUUUUUUUUUGUUACUUUAUAUGAUGACUUGCCGCCUUAUCUUUUGUUUUUCUGGCUUGUUGAUUGCAGGUUGGCUGUGCCUCCUCUUGCAGAUGGCUAUUAUUCCUGCAGUUAUCUCACUUAGGUUUUAGUAUAACAGGUUUCUCUCCUGUUGGUCUCAUCAAUGGAGUGUUUUCAUCCGUCAUGUGAUGUUCUGCCCUUUAUUUAUUAGCGAUGGUAAAAAUGGAACAAUUGGGAGAUCCUUUACAACAAUCGUUAAAAAAAAAAAUAAAAAAAAAA
Oryzias melastigma (Indian medaka) is the source of this 1590-nucleotide messenger RNA. RefSeq lists its product as uncharacterized. Bases 256 to 876 code for a protein of 206 amino acids. The record is from RefSeq and is a predicted model, not a curated record. Lineage: Eukaryota; Metazoa; Chordata; Actinopteri; Beloniformes; Adrianichthyidae. The transcript is spliced from 4 exons.